CACAUAUUAUGUACGUGAACUCACCUAGCAAUCUGAGUGCAGAGCCCUAGCUAGUUCAUACAGUGUGCAGUGUAAUUAUUAUUCUACCAAGAACCACAGAACGUAAUUUUCCGCCAUGUUACCCCUGUCUUUGUUGAAGACUGCACAGAACCACCCAAUGUUGGUGGAGUUGAAGAAUGGAGAGACUUACAAUGGCCACUUGGUUAGCUGUGACAACUGGAUGAACAUAAACCUAAGAGAAGUCAUCUGCACGUCCAGGGAUGGUGACAAGUUUUGGAGGAUGCCAGAGUGCUACAUCCGGGGCAGCACCAUCAAGUACCUGCGUAUCCCAGACGAGAUCAUCGACAUGGUGAAGGAGGAGGUGGUGUCCAAGGGCCGCGGGCGCGGGGGCAUGCAGCAGAACAAGCAGCAGGGCAAGGGCCGAGGAGGCGGUGCAGGAAGAGGAGUGUUUGGUGGCCGUGGCAGGGGCAUGGGGCCUGGAGCAGGACGCGGGCAACAGCAGCAGGAGAAGAAGCCUGGCAAACCUCAGGGGGUGAAGAACCAGCACUGAGAGGAGACGGGUGCAGUCUACACCCCCACCACCACCACCACCCCUCACUACUGAUCAAUGUUCAAAUCCCUAAGAAAUCAGAACCAGCACUGAGAGGAGACGGGCGCAGUCCACACACCCCCCCCCCCGACGGGCGCAGUCUACACCCCCCCUGAGAGGAGACGGGCGCAGUCCACACCCCCCCAUCCCCCCGCUGCUGAUCAGUGUUCAAAUCCCUAAAAAAUCAGAGCCAGCAUUGUUUUUUUUGUUAACUGUUAUUCCUUUUUCUUUUUCUCCACAAAGAAUCUUGUGGACUUUUUCCCAUUUUGAGGGCACCUGUAGUGCGUCCGGACUGAAAUCCGUUCCGGAAAAUGCGUAGUUGAGCUGUGUUGACAUUGCAGGAUGCUUAAAGGCCUUUUCUCUUUUUUUAAGGGCUUUGACUAUUGAAUAGUUUUGUGUUUUUUUUUUUUUUUUUU
Messenger RNA from Clupea harengus (Atlantic herring), 1005 nucleotides. It is a transcript of the gene lsm4, whose product is annotated as LSM4 homolog, U6 small nuclear RNA and mRNA degradation associated. NCBI's taxonomy places the organism in Eukaryota, Metazoa, Chordata, Actinopteri, Clupeiformes, Clupeidae. Gene Ontology annotation, biological process: nuclear-transcribed mRNA catabolic process; mRNA splicing, via spliceosome. The record is from RefSeq and is a predicted model, not a curated record. Gene Ontology annotation, molecular function: RNA binding.